AUUGGAGGGAUUGUGGGGGGAUUGCGGGAGCCGUAGUGGCCUCCCCCUCCGCCGCCCGACGAUGACGGUGGUGCAAGGGGAAAGCUGCGCGUGGCUGCUGGUGCUUAGCUCUGUGUUCCUGUGCAGCCUCUUUAAAAUCCUCCUCCCUUCUUUCUCCUCCCUUAUAUCCAGGCUGCUACAGAAGGAUGCAGAGCAGGAGUCACAGAUGAGAAUGGAAAUUCAGAACAUGAAACAAGAACUCUCGACUAUUAGUAUGAUGGAUGAAUUUGCCAGAUAUGCCAGACUGGAACGAAAGAUUAACAAAAUGACGGACAAGCUUAAAACCCACGUGAAAGCCCGAACAGCCCAAUUAGCCAAAAUAAAGUGGGUCAUAAAUAUUGUUUUCUACAUUUUGCAAGCUGCCUUGAUGAUCUCUCUAAUCUGGAAGUAUUAUUCUGAGCCAGUAACUGUGCUGCCAAGUAAAUGGAUCGCUCCAUUAGAGCGCUUAGUAGCAUUUCCUACAGGAGUAGCAGGUGGCGUGGGAAUUACUUGUUGGCUUGUGGUCUGCAACAAAGUUGUGGCGAUUCUGCUUCACCCCUUCAGCUGAAGAGGAGGAAGAGCUCCUCCAGAUCAGAGUUAAUGUGGGUUUCUCUGGAUUUCUUUUGAUUUGUUUUUGUUUUCUCCCUCCCUACCUUGGUCUGUUGGACCUGGUGGGGAAGGGGAGAGAGAGGAAGAAUUGUUUACCCUCAGAAUUGAGCCUAAGUGAUUCUCCUUUGUCACGCAUCGGAAUAACUUCAGGCAGCCAGGAGGGACCCUGCAGCCCUGGACUGGUGGGCUGCCUUGAGCCACCAUUCCCAGGCAGCAGGUUCACAGUCCACUUUAACGCACUACAAAAUAUAGUAAGCGUUUCGUUUACCAUAAACAGUGUAAAUUUGUAGACACAGCCAUACGAUAACCAAAAAUUGUGUCUUUUAAAUCUGCCAUUCUUGCGGAGUCCGUAAUACUAAAAGGAUAACACUAUUAAUAAAGCUUCCAUCUUGCAGUUUACGAACCUGAUCCUGGUUCACAGAGGAGCUUUGCUUAACAGCUGCUCAACAAGGUAACAACUUUAGAACUGUCACUGAGUUAAAGUCAGUGUUAGAUGUACUACUGUUGAUUUUUUUUUUAAGUACUGUUUGGUAGUGUGCUGAUUUGUAUGUAAAAUGUCUGCCUUUUUAAUGUGAAGCGGCAUUUCACGAUAAGUUUAAUUUGAGAGGUUGUGUUUAGUCAGAAUUUAAUAACCUGCUUAGGAAGGUGGACCAAGAAGCGGGGAAAUAGCAGAUCAAGGGGUUUGACUUAAACUAUUUAACUGGAGGCCUCAGGAUUUUGCCUAAAAACAUCGUUCUGUAAAGUCUGUAUUAAUGAUUUUUCUGUAAAUAAAAGCUGCUACAAAGAUCAA
Molecule: messenger RNA, 1417 nt
Organism: Tachyglossus aculeatus (Australian echidna)
Lineage: Eukaryota; Metazoa; Chordata; Mammalia; Monotremata; Tachyglossidae
Product: guided entry of tail-anchored proteins factor 1-like
Exons: 5
Coding region: 62-586 (174 amino acids)
Biological process (GO): tail-anchored membrane protein insertion into ER membrane
Cellular component (GO): cytoplasm
Source: RefSeq, a predicted model, not a curated record